AUGGAGAAACCAAUAGAUAUGGGAAAUUACACAAUUCUCCAAACUAUUGGUUCUGGAGCGUUUGGGAAAGUUAAAUUAGCUGAGCAUAAGAUAACACAUGAAUAUUAUGCCAUUAAAAUAUUUAAGAAAUCUAGAUUAGACGCAAAACCAUCCAUUAAAGAGAAAAUUAAUACAGAAAUUGCAUUAAUGAAGUUAAUGGAUCACCCACAUAUUAUAAGACUCAUUGAAUUAUGCGAAAGCUCUAGGCAUCUUUUCAUCGUCACUGAAUAUGCCUCUCAUGGCGAUUUAUUUACAUACCUUUGCAAUAGACGUUCGAUAGUAAUUGAGGAAGCGAUGGAUUUAUUUAGGCAAAUCAUAUAUGGAGUCGAUUAUUUUCAUAAUCACUCGAUUUGCCAUAGAGAUCUGAAACCAGAGAACAUCUUAUUGGAUGAGAACAACAACAUUAAGAUAGGUGAUCUCAGUUUUGCCCGUUGGAUGAAGACAGAAACAACAGAUACAUCUUGUGGUUCACCUCAUUACGCCGCACCCGAAAUCAUCAAAGGAAUUAAGUACAAUGGCAAAAAAGCUGACAUUUGGAGUUGCGGUGUCAUUCUCUACGCCCUUCUAACAGGUCGUUUGCCAUUUAAUGAACCGAAUUUCAAAGACCUCAUUCAUAAAAUCAAGAAUGGAGAGUACAGGAUGCCAGACUUCCCAGACGAGGUCAAGGAUCUGAUAGCCAGAAUGAUCUGCGUUGAUCCUGAAGGAAGAAUUACAAUUGAGCAAAUUAAACAUCACAAGGCAUUCAAGAUUGGUCUACCUCGUGGAUACACACCUCCUUUACCAAUACCAAAUCUCAUCCUACCACAAGCCAACUUCUCAAAUCCUCCGCAGGAAUUAAUCGAUUUACUUUUAACCAUCGGAUAUACGGAAGAGGAGAUCAAAGCAGAGUUGGAUGCUCCUGGACUGACUACAGCGAAGUCAUUCUGGGCCCUUCUUUGCCAUUCAAUCGUUCCAUCUUCUUUGCCAUGGUCAGUUCCUCAUCAGAGCCACUUGGAAAAGGAUGAUUCGGAACCAGUAUUUGGCCAGAAUUACAAAAACUCACCUGGAACAGGCAGUCAUUUCUAUCAAUACGAAACAAAAAUGGUUUCGCCUUUAAACGAAAGUCCAAUCACUUCUUUACCUGAGGUUUCAUGGACAAAUACAAUAAACAGUACUGUUCAUGAUAAUUGCCAAACAAUUGAGUUCUAUUCUCAAAAAGAUUCAAAUUCUACAGUCGCAGAAAUACAAAAAGCACUUACUCAGCAAAACAUUGACUGGCUGUUCCCUGAUGACAUGACAAUUUACUCUUACAUCGGUGAAACUUACGUAAUUAUCGAACUUGCCAUUGUUGAGAACAAAAACACGCAUGUUCGAAUAUCUGUGGCUGAUGGAAACUCAUCAAAGUUUAAUAUUUUUAUCGAAAUUAUUUGCAGCGCACUGAAUAUCCAAAGGCCAACAAAAUUAUUUGUUUAA
Molecule: messenger RNA, 1491 nt
Organism: Trichomonas vaginalis G3
Lineage: Eukaryota; Parabasalia; Trichomonadida; Trichomonadidae
Product: protein serine/threonine kinase protein
Exons: 1
Coding region: 1-1491 (496 amino acids)
Biological process (GO): intracellular signal transduction; protein phosphorylation
Cellular component (GO): cytoplasm
Molecular function (GO): protein serine/threonine kinase activity; ATP binding
Source: RefSeq, a predicted model, not a curated record